Lolium perenne is the source of this 1956-nucleotide messenger RNA. Its product is annotated as tonoplast dicarboxylate transporter. Gene Ontology annotation, biological process: transmembrane transport. NCBI's taxonomy places the organism in Eukaryota, Viridiplantae, Streptophyta, Magnoliopsida, Poales, Poaceae. Gene Ontology annotation, molecular function: transmembrane transporter activity. The record is from RefSeq and is a predicted model, not a curated record. Gene Ontology annotation, cellular component: plasma membrane.
CACCACACCUCCACAAGCAACCGAGAAAGAACGCGGCUGCUGGCUGCAGAUCGACACGACACGACACGACAGGGGAACGAACGAACGAAGCUGUUAACGAAUUCUUCAGCUCGACCACCGGCCAUGGACCCGCGCUGCAGCGGCCACUGGGAGAGCUCGUCGGAUGACGUGACGAGGCCGCUGCUGCCUCUGCACGACGACAUCACGGACGACGGCGCCGGGCGCUCCUGCUCGCCGCUCAGGUCGGUGCUGGCAAACAAGUACCUGUCGGUCGCGGCCGGCCCUCUGGCCGCCGCGCUGAUCUGCGCGCUGGUGGACCUCGGCGCCCAGCACACCGCGGCACGCAACAUGCUCGGCGUGCUGGCCUGGGUGUUCAUCUGGUGGAUCACCGAUGCCGUGCCGCUCGCCGUCGCGUCCAUGGCGCCGCUCUUCCUCUUCCCCGUCUUCGGCGUCUCCGACGCCGACGCCGUCGCCAAAGCAUACAUGGACGACGUCAUCUCCCUCGUCCUCGGCAGCUUCAUCCUCGCCCUGGCCAUCGAGCACUAUAACAUCCACCGCCGCCUCGCCCUCAACAUCACGUCGCUCUUCUGCGGGGACCCGGUGAAGCCACCGCUUCUGCUGCUGGGCAUCUGCGGCACGACCUUCUUCAUCAGCAUGUGGAUCCACAACACGCCCUGCACCCUCAUGAUGAUGCCGGUGGCCACCGGGAUCCUGCAGAGGCUCCCCGCCGGCGAGGCGUCUUCCGCAGACGCGCGGGAGGUCAGGCGCUUCUCCAAGGCGGUGGUGCUCGGCGUCGUCUACGCGUCCGCGAUCGGCGGGCUGGCGACGCUCACGGGCACCGGCGCCAACAUCAUCCUGGUGGGGAUGUGGUCCACCUACUUCCCGGAGCAGGACCCCAUCACCUUCAGCUCAUGGAUGUCCUUCGGCCUCCCCAUGGCGCUCCUCCUCUUCGCCGCGCUCUGGGCCACGCUAUGCCUCAUGUACUGCUCCAACAACACCGGGACGGCGCUCUCCGCUUACCUCGACCGGACCCACCUCAGGAGGGAGCUCAGCUUGCUCGGCCCAAUGGCUUUUGCAGAGAAGAUGGUUCUUGCCGUUUUCGGGGGUCUGAUUGUGCUAUGGAUGACGCGGAGCCUGACAGACGACAUCCCUGGGUGGUCGGUACUCUUCCACGGCAAUGUUGGGGAUGGGACUGUCACCAUCAUGAUGGCGACGCUGCUCUUUAUAAUCCCGAGCGGCAAGAACGACGGCGAGAAGCUCAUGGACUGGGGCAAGUGCCGGAAGCUGCAGUGGAACAUCAUCCUCCUCCUCGGCGCCGGCUUCGCCAUCGCCGACGGCUUCCAGAAGAGCGGCCUGACAGACAUCCUCUCGGAGGGGCUCGGCUUCCUCCGCGGCGCGCCAGCGCUCGUCGUCGCGGCCGUGGCGUGCGUCUUCAGCGGCCUCAUCACAGAGUUCACCUCCGACGACGCCACCACCACGCUUGUUCUGCCGCUGCUCGCCGAGCUGGGCAAGACCAUCGGCGUGCACCCGCUGCUGCUCAUGGUGCCCGGCGCCGUUGGCGCGCAGCUCUCGUACCUGCUGCCCACCGGCUCGCCGGGCAACGUCGUCGGGUUCAGCACCGGCUACAUCACCAUCAAGGAUAUGGUGGUCACCGGAAUGCCCCUGAAAAUCGUCGGCGUUGCGGCUCUCACUGUCCUACUGCCAACGCUAGGUUCUGCCGUUUUUGGCAUGGAUCAGAAGGUAUAGAAACGUACUGAAAAUUCAGUUGCACCUUUUAAGCAUUACGGUAUGUAGUCUGUAGACUAGGAUGUAGUGGUAGAAUGUUGAGGUUUUACAGUGUAUAGUCAAUGUAGUUUCCUCAUGAAGAAUAUGAGGUCAUAUUCUUUUUUGUAUCUACAAAAUGGAUGAAUAUUUGUAUUGAGCAAUUGCAUAUGAAUAUAUUGAAAUUUUUUUGAA